ACCUUACUCUCCCUGCACUGCUGCCUAUUCUCUAAAUAACCUGUUGAUCCAGUCAAGCUAACACUCACUCAGCCUCAGGAGGCAACAGGCUCGGCUCCUCUUCCUCUUUUCUCCCGGACUUCUUCUGAGCUGGAGCUCCGGCUGAGUCACCAGAGAUCCAAGGAAAAACCUACCGGAAGGGGGAAAAAAAAAAGUGGAAACCCUCGCCUGACUAUCGCCGCAGUGGAAGAAGCAUGGACUGAAGACCUGUUUCUGUCGAGUCAUACAUGCGUGUAGCUGAAAGGGAAUCAUGUCAGCGAUACACACCUGGGCCUGUUUCCUCCUCUGGAUCGGCCUUGCCACACAGGACAAAACGCCAGACAUCACCGUGACGUGCUUCGUCUCGGAGGAGUGUUUGCUACCCUGCAGCUUCCAGCCGGGCAGCGAGGAGAUCAUCGAGUGGUUCAGACAGGACGUGGAGGUGUACAAGUUCAAGCGGGAGGAUGAGGAAAAGGAGGACGACGACAGCAGCGAAGAAAGCAGCGAAGAGCACUUGAAGAGCGAGCAGCUCUCCGACCGCGUCUCCGUUUUCCCUCAGUUGAUAGCCCGCGGCAACGCCACGCUGAUCCUCAGGAGGAGCGGUCUGAGGGACAGAGGCACAUACAGGUGUCAAGUUCACACCUCGAAGGGCGAACACAAUGCAAAGGUCGUCGUGAAGGUGGAAGCGCCCAUCCGAGGCCUGUCUGUGGAGCUGUCCAGGCUGAGCGGCUACGAGGAGAUGAAGUGCAUCGUCCGUGAUGUCUUCCCGGCCCCCCAUGUAACCUGGGAGACCGAGCCGCCCACUUUCGAGGACCUCCGACCGGUCACGCGCAAGCUGGCCGACAAACACGGGCUGUUCACGGUCGACAGCCGCCUCAGGAGGCUCAACGGACAACCGGACCUCAUCUACAUCUGUAAAGUCACGUCUUCUUACGGGGGUCCGACCUGGACCGCCUCACUCAGGGAAAGAGAAAUAAGAGGAGCUCAAGGGAGAGACCUGACCAUCCCCUGCUACGCCCCUCCUUACCUGAACAACCCCUUCCUCCACUGGAGCUUCACCAACGGCGAGGACCCCUCAAACAUCCUCACCUACGACAGCCAUUCGGGGAACAGCGUCUCCACGCCGCCCUGGGACAACCACGUGGAGCUGGACGGCUUCAGGGUCCCGUUCGGAGACGGCUCCCUGCGGCUGAUGGACCCAAAACACUCGGAGCACACGGGCAGCUACACCUGCGUGUUCUCCGUGCCGUACAACACUCACACCGAACACACCGACGUCACCAUCGACGAUCCUGCCGCUAAGCGAAAGACUCCAGAGGAGGCGUCCUACUGGUGGAUCAUCGGUCUGGUGCUCGCGGUGCUGGUUGUCGCACUGGCCGGCAUGCUGGCGUACCUGAAGGUGAAAGGAGGCACCUCAAAGCCCAGAAACGACCCCGAGGAGGUGACAGAGCUGCAUUCAGUCAAAGCCUCGGCAGCCGACGGUAACCAGAACGAGAGCAGCCCGCUGACGGUAGGAGGCACCAACGGACAAUCGGGCCUCCAGACAGGAUCGCCGUUAACCUGAGAAACAAACAGAAACAACAACGUGGCCAAAACAUCAACGAAAACUAACAAAAGUACUAACAUAACAAACACGCACACUGACGAGGAACUAACAGCUUCUUACAAACAGAGAGAUUAUUUAAAAAAUAAAAAAGUAUGUUAUUGUUUUUUGGCUGCUGUGGAUUUCAGAGGGAACCUUGAUAAAGAUGCUGAACUCUGAAAGCAUAAAAACACUUUCAGCGUCUCCAUGAAGGGUGUGUGGACUCUGACAGUGCAGCCAUAAACCUGUUUUUAUUCCAGGAACUAUUUAAAAGCCUGGAACGACCAAGGAGGCAACUUUAGGACCGCCCUGCUCGGUGAGCGGUGCUUUCCAACGGCCCAGGGAGCACUGGGGCAGAGCUCAAAGUGCUGAACGUCACUCAGUGGUCAAAAACAAACCUUGUGGCUGCUGCUUGUGUACAGAUCGAAGGCCUGGUCACACCAGAAAGCAUGCUGGGUAUCGACCGAAAUAAACAAGUACCAAGUAGUAUCGAAACGAUACCUGCAUUCGAUCCUUUCUGUGUCCAGAUUUAGAAAAUUAUUUUAUUAUUUUUAUGGUUUUUCUUCGAUUAAAUGCGACGUGUGAUUGGCCCACUACCACAACAGCUACUACCCAUACAGCCGGGAUUGCCUCCACAUGGCUCGCAACACUUUGCCCUCACAAAUAAAUCCAAUAACGAUGAUUCUCUGUUUAGGUAGACAUUACUCCUCUAUAUCUUUACAUAGUAAAUAGUUUUUCGCUGCUAUAUGUAUGCUCUGGAUAUUUAGCACCUUUAAAUGCUGGUGUGACGAGGCCUUUAUCGAGACAGUAAGCAAGCACUGGGACAAGGAAGAAGAUUUUUUUUAUACUGUUUUAUAUUGUCACGGUUCUUCAGAUGAAACAGGAAUGCACAAAAUGGAUGAUUUAGUUCCUGUGGUUCCUCAGUUCUUGGCACUUUUUUAAGUGGAAACGAGGCAUUAGAAGAACUUCAUCAAGUCAAGCUACACAGAGGCCGAGAAAACAAGAAGCUGCAUCACACAGCUCGUGACUGUGAAAAAAGAGCUUCUGUGUGAACUAAACCAGGUGAGGAUGUCGGUUUAUCACCUCUGGACACUAGUAGGGAAUCGGUGUUCUGCUCUUGGGACACUUGCACGGGCUGGAUUACCAAAAUAAAAGACUGACUUCCUGUUGGACUACCUGAACCGACAUGCUUCAUUUAAACCUUCACUGAACUUUGCUCAAAGAGGUGGAGCUCCUUCUGGGAAUUGUUUCAUGCCUGGAUUAUAAGAAUGAAUGUGAAACCACUGAUGUGACUGAACAAUACAAACCUUUAUGUUUGAGGUGGAGAAAUAACGUUUUAUAUUUGCCAAGAAAGCGUGGCAAUAUUGAAUCUGCAGCAGACUACAGCAGAGUGUCACACCUUGCCGUAAACACUCAUCACGUUGUCAUGAAUUACACUUGACCUCUUUCACAAAUGUGUCAUAAUUAAUGUAAUGUUAUUAAAAAGACUAAUCACUGAA
Messenger RNA from Sebastes umbrosus (honeycomb rockfish), 3099 nucleotides. It is a transcript of the gene hhla2b.1, whose product is annotated as HERV-H LTR-associating 2b, tandem duplicate 1. The transcript is spliced from 8 exons. The record is from RefSeq and is a predicted model, not a curated record. Gene Ontology annotation, cellular component: external side of plasma membrane. The coding region runs from base 290 to 1582 and encodes 430 amino acids. Gene Ontology annotation, biological process: positive regulation of T cell proliferation; cell surface receptor signaling pathway; immune response. NCBI's taxonomy places the organism in Eukaryota, Metazoa, Chordata, Actinopteri, Perciformes, Sebastidae.